AUGACUGGCUGUUCUCUACCGCCGUCUGGGAUUGGAAGGGUGGUGAGAGGUCUUGUACAGGCCGGUGAGGUGGGUGCCAAGAAGGCGCUGUGGACCAUCUCGAGCACUGAGAUUCUGUGUGCAAGGAUGCACUCGUGGCAGUCAGCGUUGGGGUGCUACGUUUUUUUUUUUUUUUGCAAGCGACAUCUUCCCAUCGCAGAUAAGGGAACCAACCUUAAUACCACAAUAACCUUGGGCGUAUUGAGGUCGUCCGCUAACUCAGAGUUUAAUCCAGCGAGAAGUCAAGUUCACGGUGAAAAAAGUCUUUGA
Molecule: messenger RNA, 309 nt
Organism: Trypanosoma rangeli
Lineage: Eukaryota; Euglenozoa; Kinetoplastea; Trypanosomatida; Trypanosomatidae
Product: putative protein kinase-like protein
Exons: 1
Coding region: 1-309 (102 amino acids)
Source: RefSeq, a predicted model, not a curated record